UCCGCUGGACACAGCCUCCGGCUCUCUCUGCGACGCCCGCGCGCCACGGACGCGUCGCGCGGCCCCGGGACCGCCGACGCGCGCCUUGACCCGCAACUUGUCUGCCCGUGCGCACCCACGAAUCGAGGGCAGCCCCCUGAGGCAAAAUGAUCAGACUCCUCGCCAUCACGGCCGUCGGCGCCGCCCAGGAGCCGCAGCGCUUCCAUAUUAGGGGAGGCCAGGUCCACGAGGGGGGCUACCCCUCGAACCACUGGCACCGUUUUGAUCAUUACCGCCUGAAAUUCCACCAGACGGUACAACGAUAUUGGCCCGCCAAAACCACACAAAAUAAGUAUGAUGGUGCCCACUGGGGCUCGCGCGAGGACGGCAAGAAGUACUUCUGGGAGGCCGGCUGGGUCGACGACGGCAUGUUCGAUCCCAGGGAGCACGACCCCCGGUUCAUGGUGACCAACGCGACACGUCGUAGGAGGCUAGAAGAGAACCGCUGCGAGGCCGCGGACAUCUGCUGUUCUUUAUGUAAAAAUGAUUUACAAACAUGCUGGCGCAUGGCCGGGUACCUGGUCGAGGACAAGUACUACCCGUCCGAGCAAUCUGUCACUGGUUCGUGUGACGACAUCGACCGGCGCGUAGCCAACUUGGACGUCUUCGGCCCGUCGAAGACCUUCCGGGACAACGACCUCUGCCGAAGAUUGGUCAAUGAGUACAUGUGCCUCUGGUGGGGCUCGGAGGGCGUCGACCAGUCGAGCGAGAACCACUGCUCGUCGAAGGGUGUGAUCCUCGUGGCGCCGUGCCGGCCGUUCUGCGUCCAGGUCGCGAUCCAGUGCGCGAACUCCCUCGACUACCAGCGCCUCUGCCAGGCCAUCCCGUGCCCGCCGAUCGAGGAGACGUGCAUGCCCGAGCCCCGAUCCGUCGCGACGGUCACUUUAUCAAAGACGAUGGCCUGCUACGUCUACCGCUACUCGACGCUCGCGAACAUGCAACAACAGGACUACAUUCCAGGCAACAGCCGCGCGGGCGCGCUGGCGCCGUCCCUCCUAUCUCUCCUAAUUUUAUUAUUGUAG
Messenger RNA from Pelagomonas calceolata, 1061 nucleotides. Lineage: Eukaryota; Pelagophyceae; Pelagomonadales; Pelagomonadaceae. The record is from the annotation of a GenBank genome assembly.